Molecule: messenger RNA, 8226 nt
Organism: Cavia porcellus (domestic guinea pig)
Lineage: Eukaryota; Metazoa; Chordata; Mammalia; Rodentia; Caviidae
Product: eukaryotic translation initiation factor 1A, X-chromosomal-like
Exons: 1
Coding region: 172-606 (144 amino acids)
Biological process (GO): translational initiation
Cellular component (GO): cytoplasm
Molecular function (GO): translation initiation factor activity; RNA binding
Source: RefSeq, a predicted model, not a curated record
UGCGCAAGCGUUUCUGGGUAGAACGAGGUCGCCAGGCUUGUGUGUGCACGCUGCUCACCCUCCAGCGCUGGUCUGCACGGCGCCGUCUUUCGCUGCGCUGGUCUCGCCCUCAGAGGUGCUGCAGCCUCCUGGGCAAGAAGUCCGAGAAGCCGUUCCGCUGUCCUUACCGCCAUGCCCAAGAAUAAAGGUAAAGGAGGUAAAAACAGACGCAGAGGUAAGAAUGAGAACGAAUCUGAAAAAAGAGAAUUGGUGUUCAAAGAGGACGGGCAAGAAUAUGCUCAGGUAAUCAAGAUGUUGGGAAACGGACGAUUAGAAGCAAUGUGUUUCGAUGGUGUGAAGAGGUUAUGUCACAUCCGGGGGAAACUGAGGAAAAAGGUUUGGAUAAAUACCUCAGACAUCAUACUGAUUGGUCUCCGAGAUUACCAGGAUAACAAAGCUGAUGUGAUUCUUAAGUACAAUGCGGACGAAGCGAGAAGUCUAAAAGCGUAUGGCGAGCUUCCUGAGCAUGCUAAGAUCAAUGAAACUGAUACAUUUGGUCCCGGAGAUGAUGAUGAAAUUCAGUUCGAUGACAUUGGAGAUAAUGAUGAAGACAUUGACGAUAUCUAAAUUGAACCCAGCAUUUUAUGUUUCAGUUUUUUGGAAGAUAGCCCUACCGUUUGGAUUUUGGCUGUAACCCUCCAGGAAGUUUUCAUUAGCAUGAUUGUAAUUUAUUAACGCAGUCUUGAUUUGGUUCCAAAGUAUUUUUUCUGUAAAAAAUGCUAAUGAUAAAUUAUCUUAAGUGAAAUUUUAAACCCAUUUUGUUCUAUUGAUGUGCUAGAGCUUACAGAUAGAAGACCACUUGUAUUUCAAAAAAUAAUGCAUUACUGCCUUUCCUGUUUCGCCCACUUCAAGUAAGAAAUGGAUGUUUUGAAUUUUAAAAAAUUUUGAAAGACGAAUGGACAAAUAUAUAAACACAAAAACAAUUAUUUUAAGUCAGGGUGCUCUCAGACCUACUGCCCAAAUUGAACUGCAACAACCCUUUACAGUUUUUAGGUUUGUAACUAUAAAUAGAUUAUUCAGAACUUUUCUUGUAGGUCAGCAGUAAACAGAGAUCUCUUGUGAUGAGGGUCAGAAGGAAAAACACUUUUUCAUCUAUGAAAGCAAGUAGGAAUCUUGUACGGAAAUUGCCUUAGGUCCAGUGGGAACUGCCUAUUCCCCUUGCUGUCUUUCUUCUGGUUGUGUUUUUGGUUUUUCAUUUGUUUUUGGUCUUUUAGAGACAGGAUCUCACUGUGCAGUUCAGGCUGGUCUGGAGCUCACUUUACAGCCCUGGUUGUUCUUGAACUUGCAACAGUUCUCCUGCCUCAGCCUCCCGAGUGCUGGGAUUAUAGGCGUGUGCCAUCAUGCUUGGCUCUCUUUUUUAAAAUGAUAUUCAUCUCCAAAUGUAAUAGCAACCUGUACUGCCGCUUGUUUUGCACUAGAAAUCAAUUUUGACCUAAGAGCAAUUACAUCUUUCCAGUUCAAUUCAUAGGUCUGAGUAAAUCCCCUAAAGAACUCAGUGUAUUUAUCAAGAUUGUCUGAAAAUGAUCCCAGAUCUUACUUGACCUGGUUGAGGCCACUGAAAUUGAAGGACACUUGGGCACAGGUAGGUCUGAAUUCUCCACCCACCUCCUGUGAGGGAUAUUGCCCUAGAGCUUGAACAAAAUCAGAGGUGGAUACAGCCCGGUAGAGACCUCAUUUAGGGUUGCUUUGAAAGUCUUAUCCUUAAUGUAGGGAGACUUAGGCUCAGUAAUGGUAAAUACAUCAAACUGUGCCCCAAGGUCUACAAGCAUUUGGUUUUCCAGUGGCCCCACAUCUGUAGUGCAAACACAAGUCAGGAUUGUCUCAAUGCGGAGAAAGCCCAAACGUAAGACCCCUCUGACCUUCCUCUGUCUUACAGUACAUCGCCACUAUAAAACAGUACCACAAUCAGCAUUUCCUCUGCAUUCCCUUUUACCUCUGGGGGAUAGGCAGACCAUGCAGGGUGCAGAACAAUAUUGAACAGCUCUUCCUCAAGAGUGUAAAGGUCAAACAAUUUCCAGUGCUUAAAAUACACUCCAAAGAAAUAAGGGCAUUUAACACUGAGUUUUCCAUCUGCAGAACAAGGGAAAAAAUGAGGUGACCCUUUUAACCCCUACUUGGUUUUCACAUGCUCUCAAAGUGUUCCUUGAGGUUUCCCUGCUCCAGAGCAGGUGGCUGGCAUCUGCAGAGUAGCCAAAAGAUAGGUAGGGCUGGACUAGCCACCCUUUCCGGUGCAUACACCUACUUCUUCUGAAAACCCACAUUUCCAGCUCCAGGGUAUGUUAAAAGCACAGGCCACACUUGAUUCCUGCUAGAACAGCCGUCUUUAAGAAGGGAAGUGUUGCCAGUGAAAUAUUAAGCCAAUGGCCAAGAGACCUGAACAACUACAUAUUUUCAUCUGUCGAUCCUGCUGGUCACAGGAGAAAACCCUUGCCCAGGCACUGGAUCAGCCAAAACUCUCAUGUGUUCCUUUCUGAAUAAGCAUGAAUUCUGAUCCUUGUCUAACCCAGGGGUAGGGUAUGUCAUUUAUAAAGCAAUGCCUAUAGAUGAGCACUCAAAAUCUAAGGAUUCAGGAACUUCCAACUGGAAAGGAAAAAAAGAUUUUCAGAAUUGUAUAAAACGCAUAUUACCAUUUACUGACGGUGAUAACAGCUAUCUACAACAGAAGCCAACUGCAAAACCUGUCCCCUGGCCUGACAGACCUGUGAGUGAGAGUGGCAAAGCAGCAAUGAGAGAUUCAAAAAACCAUUCCAAACAGCCGUCUAAAAUAAAACAAGCCAUCUUGUAACUACCAAACUAGCCAAUCAAGCAAGUUCAGCAACCAGUGUAGAAUUAAGUUUAAGUUCAAAUGCAGCAUAUAUGAAAUGAGAAUAUAACAAAGGAGCUCUGCCUGCAAAAAUAAAAACCUCCCACCAAUGAAACCUGAUAUGAACACAUCGGAGUCUUCGAUGCUCUCACCUUUUAACAGCUUAAGCAACCAGUAAACAGUGGAUGACAAUUUUUGAUUACUGAAAUGAGCCACACUCCAGAAUUUAGUCAGAGUACUUAAGGGUGUCAUGAAACAUAAGCAAACUUUUACCUCCUUCCAAUCAUCUUAGUACAACCUCCAAGAUGAUGUAAGAGAAAUACAGCUCCCAGCCUGCAAGAUGAGAUAAAGCAAAGCAAAGGCUAACAGUGGCUAGAAGUAGAAAAGGUUUACUGAGAGACAGCUCCUGAGAGAAAGGAUGUCCUGGAAGUGGGUUGCACUGGGACAAAAGAAUUUAGACAGCAAAAUCACAAUGUGAGUCAAACUACAAUCAACCUAGAGGAUUGCAAGUGUAGUUCCUUAGCUAAUAGUGAUCCAGAAGGGAAGUCGGUCAUGUAACAAGGGUACAUAGAACAAUGGCAUUUUGGGGAAGGGGUGGGGCUGGAUGUUCUGGUUCCUCACCUUGGGCAACUGAUACAAGGCUGUAGUUCCUGGGCAAGGUGGUGCUAAUUAUAGUAUAAUUCCAAGUUACUGCUUGUCCCUUAGGCACUUUGUGCCUGGCUACUGCAUCCUAUGUUAAGGCCUGGUUUCUUCAGAUGCACCUCCAGUCACAAAUCUGAUGUCUUAAUUUGCCCUGACUUUGAGAGCCCAGCUCCCCUCUGACUGUACAUCUAUCUAACUUAGCGGCCUACAAUAAGACUAGCCCCAGGGAUGAAUCAUCCAGGGGUCAGGCCUGCAGACAUCCAACAAGACAGAAGGGCCCUGGGGCACUCCUCGCACUCUCCAUCUGGCCAAGCUGUCCCUUCCACAGAGAAAUCUUGGAUAAUCAUGACUGUAGAGGGAAAAGACUCAGCCUCUUGCUGAACAUGGAACUCGGCUUUGAGUUACUCUUCAACCCUGGCCUUCCAGCCACCAUAGCUCAGUAAAAGAAGUUACUGGUGAGGAAGUGAUUCUUUACUUUUCACACCCUUUAGGCUGUAAUUUGGAUGGCUUUCUCUUCUCAUUCCUUUUUGAUCAUACCUGAAAGCCCAGUUCUCCUCUUUGGGGAGAGAUUUUAAUCUUGUUUAAAUACUGUAGUAUAUAUGCACCUUAGGCACGUUGCCUCCCUCUAGUGGAGAUCAAAAUAAAUUCUGAAAUAGAGGCUAUGAAAAGGACACAGUUGGAAUAGGAGCUACCCCAAUGCAAAGAGAGCUCAGAGACCCCACUGUUUUUCCUCACCAGAGAUGACAUCCUCUGAGAUCUGAAGCUAGAAGAAGACUGUUACCUAUAAUUGACAAGGGCACAAGGUUUACUUACACUGUGUUAACAGUUCUUGUAACUCUUCAAUUUGGGGACACUCCAAUUUUGAGAGUCCAGAAACUCACUGGAGUGAAGAUUGGUACAGGAUUUUAGAUUAGUAAAGGAGGUGGUAGCACCCAUCCACCUAGGUGACCAACACAUAGACUGUCCUUUCCCAGAUCCCUGAGGGUGCCAAUUGGUUCUUGUUGUUAGAUUUAUUUUAUUUUAUAGAGGAUAAAACAAUAAAACCAAUCAAAACAAACCAGUGUAAGAGAUACAGGACUUCAAAACAUUACAAAAUCAGCAAUAGUUACCAUACUGACUUUUGAUGUCUUCAAAAUAGCUGCAGAUAACUUCAGACAUAGUAAAAGUCAAACAGAACAGGAUAGAAUAGAAACAAUAAAAACAAAACAAUACAAUUUGGUGUUAGAUUUAAAAGAUGCUCUUGUGUUCUUUGGCAUCCAGAUUCCUAGUUGCUUUUUGCUUUUGAAAAUCCUAAUGACCAGCCCCCUCCACUGACUUGGUCUGUGCUUCCACAAGGGUUCAUCUUUUUAGUCAGGUGCUAUCCCAUGAUUUGGCCUGUGGUGAACUUUCCCAAGUUACAGUCCUUCAAUAUUUCAUUGAUACAAUGCUGUGUGUGCCCUCAUGUAACUCCCUCCUCUAGGUCCGUAGUCAGCACUGGGGUGCAUUGAUUCAGCACUGGAGUGUACUGAUUCAUCCGGGGCGCUGAAACUCCCUUAUUUUCUGGGGCCAGUUAUAAACAGGCCCUUGAGAAACCCCUUUGGGGGUGGGGGGAGUAUAUCAGUUUCAUUAGUGGUAUAAUUAUGGUGCAGACAAUUCCAUUUAACCGAGAUACAGGCUAAAAAUUACUAUUCUUGCUCAAAAUUUAAUUACAAAAACAAAAGGGGAAUUUUACCUAGACUUAAUUGGGCAGUGUAUACUAUCAAAAUUUUAAAUCCUACUAAGGGUAGAACUACAACAAUGGGAUGACAAUUCAGGUAAAAGAAAGAAGCUAGGAAGGGUCCUUCAGAAAGAUCUUCAUACUAGAUGAUAGAAGGAACCCAGCUCAGUGCUAAUUUGGGGUCGAGGGUGUACUUACGUUUUUCUAGGAAAUGCUGAACCACCUUUGUGGGUGCCAGUGCAUAUUAUCCAGCUGUAUCAUGGACCCAAAACCAGAGAAGUAGCUGAUUCCACCUCUCAAGAAGCAGAUGCUCAGUCCUACAACAGAGAUGCCUCAGAGACCACGACACAACUGACAGGAUGAAGCUAGAACCAACCUUAAUUAACCCAGGAUGCCCAGGAGAUGGUACCCAAAAAUAAAACCAAAGGUCCAGAUAGAUGAUAAGAGUGUAUACUAAGUCCUAUGGCAAAAAAUAUAUAUUAAUUAUACAUAAGAUUUUGUCCUUUUUGGAUUCUUUUACAAGAGAACUCUGCUAAGUGAUCCACCACAAAUCUGACUAGUCUAUUUGUAGUCACAAAUUCUACAAUUGUAAAAAUUACUAUAAUUCAAUUUGGCCAAGAUAUAUUUGAGUGUACUGGUUGUAUAAGAUGUUUGUCAGUCUGCCUGUAUCUGUUUGUCCAAUCUAUUAAGCAGUUGGGAGUCAGCUAAGCUAGUAAUCAUUCACAUGUGCAGAGCCAAAAGCACAAGGGCAUGUACAGGAGUGCCCAAGGGCACAGAGCGCCUCAAAAACGUGCUGGGGAUAUGGGGUGCUGGAGGUGACAGGUGUUCCAACACCAAGACCACGGUGUAAGAAGCGAAAGGUUCAGCAAAAGGUUGUGAUUAAAGUGUGUAAACAGAAAUUUUGUGGACACUUAACAACUCUGUUUGUUUCUAUGUCUGUCCCAAUCUGUACGGAUUGUCUGUCCAUUUUUGUCCAUUCUGUAAACAGCUGUUCCUUUUUUGUUUGACCUAAACAACUUUUUCUUUUUUUAUAUUUUUUAUAUUUUUCGAUCAUUUAAUCAAAGUUUAAUUUGGGUAAUAGACUUAAAAACCAUGCUUUCACCUGGGUUCCCAGUUAAAAUGUUGCUAAAAUUGGUUGUGUAAAUGUACAUUGUUUAUUGUAACUUGAGAGUCUCUCAUUGUUCAAAAACAAUGUGUUAAAUGUUAUGAUUGGCUUUUUAUUAAGUCAUUAAAAAUUAUUAAGAUGAUUAAACAAAGCCAGCCAUGGUGGCUCAUGCCUGUAAUCCCAGCACUUGGGAGGCUGAGGUGGGAGUAUUGUUGGGAGUUCGAGACCAGCCUGGGCUACAAAGUGAGCUCAAGGCCAGCCUGAACUGCAUAGUGAGACACUGUCUCAAAAAAGACAAAAAAAAAAAAAAAAAAAAGAUGAUUAAAAAAAAUCCCUUAGGGUAGGGAGAGGUUAUUGGAUAGGACUUCAAUUGAACAGAGGCCCCAGUGAUCUCCAUAGCCUUAUGGGAGACACCCUAACUUUAGUUACAUUAUUGUGAUAUGUUCAUCUUGGUCAUUGUCAAACGAAACAAUAAGGUUUUUGAUUUAAAGAUGCCCAUAAAAGGUUUUCAGUGUGGCUAUGACAGAUUGUUAUUAACUUCAUGGUGUAUCAAUGUAUUCAUGCUUCCAGAUAUACAGGUUUUCCAAAAUGGGAAACAAGGAUUGUUUAUGGUGACUGAAUAUUGUUUCAGAUUCAGACCUCUGCCUUUAACAAAAACUAAUUAGAUGUACAUCUCAUUAAAGGUAAUCAAGUUAGGUAAAAGCUUCUUAUGUAUUAGAUAUGGAUGACUGACUGAAAGGAGACAUUUUAUGUCAAACUGAAAAUUCAGAUGUGUUACAAAAUGUCAUAUGAUUGUCAUGCUAUAAUGUUUUAUGUGGGUCUGAUUUCUGAUUUUCUGUGUAAAAUAUGUAACAACAUUCUACAGGUAUUCAAAUGUUAAAAACACCCAUGGACAGUAGAAAAUAGUUUCAUUUGAUGCUCUAAGAUGCUUGAUAUUUAGAUAAGAUAAUAAUGUUAAACUUGCUGCCUCUACUACACUGUGCUGUUAUCAGUCUUUUCUUCUGGAUGUUCAAUAACUGAAGUUUAGAGGCUAAAAAUUAGAGAGGCAGAUGGGCUAAGAGGAUAGCCAAUAUUCUGGCCCUAGCCCUCCAAGGUCAGUGAGGUCCAGAACAUAAGAGAACCUCUGCUCUGACUUCCUGUACUCAGUGAGUCCUUAAUUUUCUGAUCAAGAAGAUUAUGAGACCACAGAGAAGAAUGAUCAUCAGUGUGUGGUGUGCCUAAGGAGAGUCACCAGGAGAAAAAGUCUCCCAGCUUUCAUAGAAAGCAAUUUGGUCAAGCAGUGGCCGUGACUCAUCCAAAUGGCUGACACAGCCAGAACUAAGAAGAAGUGCUAUGUGUGGUUCCAAGGCAUUUCCUGAGAAGACCUAACUGACCUUGAUAGAUUAAAAAAAAUACUGAUUGUUUUUAAAACAAGUCUCACCUUAACUUAGUAUUGAACAUCUUGAAGAAAACGUACAACUACUAGGGGUAUACAAAACAAUGCUAAAGCAAUGUUAUAAAAGAAACUCAAAUCAAUAACCCCUUCUGACAAUUGCCAGCUACACUGAUAGCUGUCUGCUGUUAUGGAUUAAUGGACUGCACAGGGUUUCAGCUGUGGAAGGCAUGGACUUAAAAUCCUUGGACUGCUCUUAAAAUAAAAAGGUCUUCUACAGAGUUCUUCAAACACAACUCCUCCAGCUUUAACUGACCACCCAUCCUGUGCUACAACAAAAUGAAAAAGAGGGAUAUGGAGGGAGCCAUUGAAGCUGGAGAUUGAUCACAUGUGUGGGGCUAAAGCAAGACCGGCCCUGAAAACACACAGAGCUCAAAGCAAGCCACUUAACAAGUGUUCCAGGACCAAGAAAGCAAGGGACCCAGGUCUACCAGGCAGACAGAUUGCAAAGCAGCAGGGUUAAAAUUGGCAUUCUUCUUUGGAGGGUAUAAAUAAACAUGCUACAGUGA